Messenger RNA from Ectocarpus siliculosus, 1301 nucleotides. Lineage: Eukaryota; Phaeophyceae; Ectocarpales; Ectocarpaceae. The record is from the annotation of a GenBank genome assembly.
AUGCGCUUGGUAUGUUUCGCAGCAGCUUCCGCUGUCGGUGUUGCCGCGGCGUUUGUGCCGAGUGCUAUCCCCUACAGCAGCUGCGUGCGAACAUCGUCGUCGGCAGCGGGCAAUCAACCUCGUCAGCGAAACGAUGCUGAAUACGCCGCAUCAUCGGCAAGAAGAAGAGCAGCAACUGCAACAGCAGCAGCAUCAGAAGGAGGAGGAGGAGGAGGAGGAGGAGGAGGAGGAGAAGGAGGAGGAGGAGACGGCGGGCGCGUGGGUGUCAUCGUGUGUGACCAUGGCUCCCGUCGCGAGAACGCAAACACGAUGCUGUUUGAGGUGGCGGAGCGAUAUCGCUCCUUCUCUGGCUUUGAAAUCGUCGAGGCGGCACAUAUGGAGCUCGCGGAGCCGAGCAUCGAGGAAGCCUUCGACCGCUGCGUGGCCGCGGGCGCGCAGAAGGUAGUCCUGCACCCGUUCUUCCUGAGCCCCGGCCGGCACGUUACGUCGGACAUCCCGGCGCUCAUGGUCGCGGCCGCGAAGCGGCACCCAGGAGUAGGCUGGGUCGUGUCGGAGCCGCUGGGGCUUCAGGAACUCAUGCCGCGGGUGAUGCACGCGGCCGUGUCGGAGUCGGUUGCGGGAGGAGCGUGGCGACACGGCGGAGAGUAGCGCUCUGCAUUAUGCUUGGAUGCCCCCCAUACCCAUGGCCUGGUGGUGCCGGGGAGGCGAUACAAUUGAUCUCCCCCAGGUUGCGUUCGAGCUACCGUAUCCGAGUCAGUCACACGGGAGUAAAGAUAUUUUUUUUCUGUGCAAACCGUGUGGUUUGUCUUCUUCCCUCGUUGGCGUGAAGUGGUGCUCAUUCUUGUUGGUUGGGUUGCUCACUCCCCCCUCCUUGGCAGGGGCUAGAAGCUGCUUCGACACGUGUAUGAACAACUCGCUUUAGCAAAAUCAAGUCGCUGGUACUCUGUUUGUCUCCCUAUGUCUUUAGGCCCCCGUGUUUCGACCACCAAAUCGUGCGUGUAUGUAGUAGCGUGCAGAAGGAAGCCAGGUCCCUGCGUUUGCUUCACUUUGGAAGGACGGCGCGUCUAUUUUGCCUGUUGGAUCAGAGCACUGACCCUCGGUUGACGAGAGGGGGUGCCCAACCAAAGUAGUUCCGCGUGUAACACGCGAAAUGACCAUCGCACGCAUUUGUUGGCGACACUUCGAUGCUUUAGACACCUACUGUCGGAGUAGUGGUGGUCUUUGUGAGAGAAUUGGAUCCAUCACGUUUUUGGGUUGUUGCGUGUCGUACAUAAAACGCACAAAUGCACCCUUUCUUGCGU